This is a messenger RNA of Lagenorhynchus albirostris (white-beaked dolphin), 2280 nucleotides long. RefSeq names its product beta-carotene oxygenase 1 (gene BCO1). The transcript has 11 exons. Bases 103 to 1746 code for a protein of 547 amino acids. The record is from RefSeq and is a predicted model, not a curated record. Lineage: Eukaryota; Metazoa; Chordata; Mammalia; Artiodactyla; Delphinidae. Gene Ontology annotation, biological process: carotene catabolic process; retinal metabolic process. Gene Ontology annotation, molecular function: beta-carotene 15,15'-dioxygenase activity; carotenoid dioxygenase activity.
GAGAGCAGGACGGGAAGGCAAGGAGGGGCCAGGAGCAGUCGCCUUGAACACAGAGGAGCGUCUGUUCACUGUUAAUACCACUGUUGCUCAUUGUCCUGCACGAUGGAUAUAAUAUUUGGCAGAAAUAAGAAGGAACAACUGGAACCUCUGAGGGCCAGAGUGACAGGCAGGAUUCCAGCAUGGCUGCAGGGGACCCUGCUCCGCAAUGGGCCUGGGAUGCACACAGUGGGCGAGACCAGAUACAACCACUGGUUCGAUGGCCUGGCCUUGCUCCACAGUUUCACAAUCAGAGACGGUGAAGUCUAUUACAGGAGCAAAUACCUGAGAAGUGAUACCUACAAUGCCAAUAUUGAAGCGAACAGGAUUGUGGUGUCAGAAUUUGGAACAAUGGCCUAUCCGGACCCCUGCAAAAACAUAUUUUCCAAAGCUUUCUCCUACCUGUCCCACACCAUCCCUGAUUUCACAGACAACUGUCUGAUCAACAUCAUGAAGUGUGGAGAAGACUUUUAUGCAACCACAGAGACCAAUUACAUCAGGAAAAUCAAUCCCCAGACCCUGGAAACCCUGGAGAAGGUUGACUAUCGUAAACAUGUGGCUGUAAAUCUGGCAACAUCACAUCCUCAUUAUGAUGACGCUGGAAAUGUUCUCAACAUUGGUACGUCCAUCGUGGACAAGGGGAAGACAAAAUAUGUGAUCUUUAAGAUCCCUGCCACAGUAUCAGGAGGCAGGAGGAAGGGGCUGAGCCCCCUGAAACACAUGGAGGUGUUCUGCUCCAUCGCCUCGCGUUCGCUCCUCUCCCCGAGCUAUUACCACAGCUUCGGAGUCACCGAGAGCUACAUCGUUUUCCUCGAGCAGCCUUUCAAGAUGGAUAUCCUCAAGAUGGCAACUGCCUACCUCCGGGGCGCGAGCUGGGCUUCCUGCCUGGCUUUCCACAGGGAGGACAAGACUUACAUUCACAUCAUUGACCAAAGGACGAGGAAGCCCGUGCUGACCAAAUUUUACACGGACCCCAUGGUGGUGUUUCAUCACGUCAAUGCCUACGAAGAGGACGGUUGCCUUCUGUUCGACGUCAUUGCCUACGAGGACAGCAGCCUUUACCAGCUCUUCUACUUGGCCAACCUGAACAAGAACUUCGAGGAGAACUCCAAGCUCACCUCCGUCCCAGCCCUCAAGAGGUUUGCAGUGCCCCUCCACAUGGACAAGAACGCAGAGGCGGGCUCCAAUUUAAUCAAACUGUCAUCUACAACAGCAAGAGCCCUGAAGGAAAAAGAGGACCAAGUCUACUGCCAGCCGGAGUUGCUUUAUGAAGGCUUAGAGCUGCCUCGGAUCAAUUACUCUCACAACGGGAAGCGAUACCGUUAUGUCUUUGCUGCUGAAGUCCAGUGGAGCCCCAUCCCAACCAAGAUAAUAAAAUACGACAUUCUCACGAAGUCAUCCUUGAAGUGGGGAGAGGUGCACUGCUGGCCGGCGGAGCCAGUGUUCGUGCCCACACCAGGUGCCGAGGACGAGGAUCACGGGAUUAUCUUAUCAGCCAUUGUCUCUACCGAUCCCCAGAAGCUGCCUUUUCUGCUGGUUCUGGAUGCCAAGACGUUUACAGAAUUGGCUCGUGCCUCCGUUGAUGUAGAGAUGCACCUGGAUCUCCACGGGCUGUUCAUCCCAGGUGCCGACUGGGAUGCAGGGAAGCAGGCCCCUUCCCGGGAGGAGCGGGACAGGGCUGCUGAGCGCCGUGUGGCCCCAAGGACCUGACAGGGUGGGGGCCUGGGCCCUGGAGAAUGGCUCCACCAGACUCAAGGGUGGUCCCUCCCUGGGUGGGGGGGCCCUUCAUUUUAUUUUGCACUUAUUCUUUCCAUGGUUGCUUUGAGACAAAGUUACGGAAAUAGAGCUUUUAUCAGUAUCUUUUCUUUCAUUUCAUUUUGGCCAUUAGAACCUUGUUGGAAAGUUGAUCAAAUAUUUACUGAUUAGCUCUAGUACUUCUAAAAGCCCCUUUCCUUUAGUAUAAAGACCGUGACCAUGAAUCAGCAAUUGUAUUAAGGCACAUAAUCAUUGCUCCUAGAAUGGGCAGCCACUGACCCACCGGAGAAGAGACACAGAAAUAUUUAUCUUUGCUCCUCCCUCCCCAGCUUUCUUUCCCUUCCCUCCCUCCUUUCUUCCCCGUGGACCACAUCGUGAGUUCUAGCUUUCUCAACCCUGUGCUGUUAGUAGACUACGUGGCCCAAAAGGCGUGUACUUUGUGGUCAUUCCAUGCAAGGCAGGGCAUAGUAUAAAAUAAUAAAACUUUAA